CGUUUAUUUGUCAGUCUACAAAAAUGUAUACAGAAGAGGUAUAAAUAGAUAAUUUACAAUUUACAAUGAACCUGCAAUCACUCUUUCAAGAUUUUAAUCCAAGUAAGUUUGUUGUACAUACUUGCCUCCUAGUAUUUACCAUUCUCUUCGCCUUAAAACUAGAUAAUCACAUCCACUGGUCCUUUUGGACUGUUUUUACUCCAAUUUGGGUAUGGAAGGUCUUAGUAAUAAUGGGAGCAACGGUGGGGAGCUAUGUCUGGUGGAGGUAUCCACAUUUCAGGUUAGAAGGUGAAGCCUACGUACACUAUAAAUCGAUGUUAAUAUCUUUAGCAUUACAUUUAAUACUGUUAAUGUUUGAACUUUUGGUUUGUGACAAACUCGAAUCAGCAAGACACUUGUGGAUUUUAGUAUUUAUUCCUUUAAUUUUUAUAUCAAUUGUUAGUAUAGCUGUUUGUAUUUGGGCUGUGAAACAUGACAGAUCAUUUGAGCUUGAGUUAUUCUGCGCUGUCAAUGUUUUACAGUUCAUAUUUCUUGCCUUAAGAUUAGAUGGAUUUAUAUCAUGGUCCUGGGAGGUGGUAUUUGUUCCUCUUUGGAUUGUUAUGUGUCUUUCAUUGGUUGGUGUUUUAUAUACAAUCAUUUUUGCUGCCAUUUUGUUAAGAACUCCAGAAGUUAACGCUCAACAAAGAAGAAGUAGUUUUAUUUCUGCUGUUGGUUAUACAUUUCUAGUUAUUCCUAUACUUGUAUUUCAAGUAUUAUUAGCUGAUAAACUAGACGACGAUAUUCGGUUAUCGUAUGUAGCAGUUGCCAGCCCACUUUUUGUAUCUUUUAUCACUCUUAUUUUAAUGUCAUUUAGUGCCAAAGGAGGAAAUAAAUGGUGGUUCGGUAUAAGAAAAGACUUUUGCUCGUUUGUACUAGGUGCUUGUCCGCUAUUACAAGAAUACGCCAACAUAGCUUAUCACAGCGAGAGACGCACCAACGGCGUAGAACUGGAGCCCCAGGUGGACAUACGAGAAAAAGUUGUCAAGAGAGCCGAUCUACUGAAGCCCGUUGUACCUAUAAUUUCUAUAGAGAUUCCAGACUGAAUUUACAUACUUUUAGGAUAGGAUUUGUCUUACUUUGUCUAAGCCCUUUAUGAAAUCUUUUCUGUUUUAUCAGAACAAAAAGUAAGGAACGUUUAGUUAUAUACGGUAUAGAGUACAUUUUGGUAUAAGGUUUAGAUAAUAUAGAAUUUGAUAGACUUUAAUCUAUUCUUAUUUAAUGAAGUCAAAUGAUACAAAAAGAAGAUCAAAGGUGAGGUUUUCUAUUAAGAAAAGCAUGAAAUUUAGGUUAUUAUAUUUUAUUUUUUAUUGUAUUUGCGAUUUAUUUCAUUACAACUAAAUUAUAAAGUGAAGGAAAAUACAGAGGUAAGUAAGGUACAAUAAUAGGUACUAUAGGUUUUUGAAUUAUAAAUAUUUGUUCAUGUUUUCUUUUAUCAUCAAAAAAUGCGUCACAUAAAGCUAGUUUUUAAAGGUGGUUCUUGUUCAUAUUUCCUUUGGUUUUUCCUUAGAACAUAUCAAAGCAAUCUUGUCCAACACUUCUCUGAUGAAAUUGUACAGUGUAAUUAUCCUAAAACUUCCUUUUCGAUGAGUUUUUCUUAAUCAGUUUCGAUUUUUAUCUAAAAUGUAUACACCUCUUCUUCUAAAGGUGUCUAUCUUCUGGUGAUGCGUAUCAUCAGAUACUUCAGCAAUACGGUAUCGUCUGCGUAUCUAAUAUGAAAUAACAAUAUACCGUAAUAUUAAGAAUUUCUUCUGUUUACCAUACACCAAUUUUCAUUUUUAGAUGCUCAUUAGUCAUUCUGCACCUCUAUUUUUAAUCAAUUCCUUAGAUACUUCUUCUGAAGAAGGUACUUUUUUCUGUUUCAUUUUUUAUGAAUUAAUAUAUGUUAAUGUAUUUCUCUCAUUAUCUAUAUUGUUCCCUGUAGCAUGAAACUUAUUGUACCUAAAUUUGUCAAAUUUUUCCAAAUUUUGACCAGUUGGUAUCGCUUGAAGACUUAGUUCUUCCUUGUCAUCUUCAUGUAUUUUUUGUUUUAACAUUAAUCUAAGAAUUCUUCAUUUGUUACAUAUUUCUGUACAUUAUCACAAUUGUUUAAUUUAGAUAACUGUUGUGAAGUGUUUCAAAAGGGCUUAGGAUUCUUUAAACCUUUAUUAUAAUUGAAUAUAUAUACAAGAUUGGAAGUCUAAAAAGUGAACAUACAAUGAUAUACUAUAUAAUACACUAUAGAGGAAGAGUUUGUGGAUAAUAUUCUAGAACAUGUAAAGCAUCUUUAGCAAUGUUUAAAUACAAAAUUGAAGUUCUACUUGAAGAAUAGUGAUAGUAAUAACAAAUAUAUUCAAAUCCAUGCUAAAAUUUCAAUUAAAUACUUCUAUUAAAUCUAUAGUAUUCAUAAAGUCAAUUUUGCGACAACCAUCAUUUUUGAGCUGUGUCGAAUUGCAGCUACACAGGUCAGGCUUCGCGAGCGUAGUUGUAUACAAACGAGUUUAAGCUCAGGUAGGUACCUACCGCUAUAAAUACAGCUCUAACUUCGUUUCUAUUUCGAAUUUCUGAAUAAAGUUUUAUAACAGUAUUUCAAGAUACCAAGGAAUGUUUUUACGUAAAAAAACAAAAAUCGAUUUUUUUUAAAUACAGAAAGUAAAAGUACCUAUUACUUAAAAAGUAAUUAUUUAGAAAGAAAGUAUAGGUAGGUAAUACCUACUCAAAAUUGUUUAGUUCUCUCUCUGACAAUAAACUGUAGGUUGCAUAUUUUGCGGUGUUGCGAGAUUAUAUGUUAUAACGGUAUGUUCGUUUCAUAGAGUUCUAACCCUGUACAUAAAUUAGGAUAAAGGACUGGACUUAGUUUUAAAAAAAUGUGAUUUUUAUAGUUGUACAAAUUGAGCUACGAGCUAUAUUCGAAUAUAUAUAACUGGUGUUAUGUAACAAACGCAGCGGAAAAUACACUUAUGUGAUAUUUUUAAACAAAAUUACAAUUAGAUUUUUUAAAACAGUUUAUAUCUUAUUUCAGCUGGAAAUUAUGUUGUAGAUGUUUUAAUAUUUAAAAUUGCGACCAAAAAGGAAACUUUUAUAUUAUUUAGUGUAAGCGCCAGGGGGUGGUUGAGUAUGCACUUUUAUGUCUCAUAUACAUAAUUCUUUGACGUUUUUUUGGUGCCUAGAUUCGAUUUUUCGAGGCUACCAGGAUAAAUUUGGGUUAAGUUUAUUUGGGCCAAAUUAUAAAACUAACAAGGAAAACCAAAUAGCAGAGACCAAAAGAUGAGUUAGACUGGCAUGUGUGGUAUUUGGCAAACUAAGCUACAUUCUUAAAAACAAAAGAUAUCCACAACAUCUUCAGACCAAGGUAUACAAUCAAUGCGUACUCCCUGUUCUCACUUAUGGUUCCCAAAUGUGGACGUUUACAAAAGCAAACAAGGAGAAAAUCAUAAAAACACAAAGAGCAAUGGAAAGACAAAUGUUGCACAUAAGACUAAUGGAAAAAAAGAGAAACGAGUGGAUAAAGAAAACAAAAGUGAGGGAUGUUAAACAAGAAGUUGCAAAAUUGAAAUGGAAAAAUUUACCGGACACAAUAUAAGACAAAAAGAAGACCGAUAGAACAAAAUUCUUGUAAAUUGGAGGCCGUGUGAAUAUAGACGAAGCAAGCAUCAAGAAGCACGUGGGCUCACUCUUUAGUUGCUUAAAUGAUUGUAUUUUUAAACUCUUAUAGUUUGUUUUUAAACCAAGAGGAGUAAACUAAAAAGACAGAUUCACACCCAAGAAAGUCACCAGAAAAGUCACCAAAUACAUCUUCUUUUUUGCUGGAUCAUAUCGGCCUUCGACGGUAAUCCAUACAUAUUAUAUUAUAUUAAUACGUCGCUAAAGAGUUCUAAAACGAUUGUUUUUUAUAUAAAAGUAGACUAAAAAUUAAAGUAAUAACGCAGAAAACACAAAAAUCGCCGAUAUAAAUUAAUUAACCUAUGAAAUGUCAGUAAUGUCAAAAUUUUAUAAAUGUCAUUAGUGUCAAUAUUUGAAGGGUACAGGGGAAAAAGAAGGAAGGUCACUUUAUGUAUUAUGUAUAUUAAUGGUAUUAAUGUAUAUGGUAUUUUUUUUAAAUCAUAUGUUUGGUAUGUUUACUCUGUGGUCACACGAAAACAAUGUGUAACAAUAAAAGCCUUCUUAACCGGUAACACCAUGAUAUUCCCCCUUCUUCUUCUGUAUAGGUAUUUUAUUAUUCGUGUUAUCUCAUGACACAACUCAUUUUUAACCAGUGUUAUUUACGUAUAAUAAAGUAUAGAAUAUUCCCUAUCUAAUGAAUUAUUAAAACAAAAAAUGAACAUUUCUGACAUUCCUCCUUUUCCCCCUGUACCCUUCAUUUGAUAACAGUGGAGUAAACUUGCCUGAGGUUGGACCAAUUACAAAGAAGAAUUACGGCGCGGUAAAUUUGAAUUACUCCUCUUGAUUUAAAAACAGACCAUAGAGAUAUUUCAUUUUACCAAAAUGAAAAUUAUUACAGUGGAACCCCGAUAAGUCGGCCCCCGAUAACUCGGAAGUCCGGCUAACCCGGACUGAUUUUCAUCAGAUAAACAUUUUGAUUUUCAAUACUUUGUAUUUUGACAACGACCCGAUUUGGGCGUCGAAACGUUCAUAAAAUUAUUUUUCAAUUUAAUUGUGGCUUAUUUAGUUAUGUGGCCUAUUUAAAAUAGUUAAUUAUCAGACAAACCUUUUAACAAUAAAAAUGUAUGUAAUAUAAUAUUUUUGAGAGAUAAUGUGUAUGUGUGUAAUUUGAACUAUACGAUAGUAAAAAUGACUCAUAGCACACGCCGCAGAAACAACAGGCACCUGUCUGUAGUACCUAUUCCUUUUUAUUUCAAACUGUCUUAGCAUUGUUUAGGAAAGACUAUUUAAAAAAUUCUUUUAUAAACAAUGGUCUUUAGUUUUCACUGUUCUUAAAUAACCUAACAUGGUUGUGACUGUAUUGUGUGUCUUGUAUUGUUCGCUUCCGUUUGCUUACGUUUGUGUUUGGUGUUUUUUUUUUAGUAAUUUUGAUGUAUAGGUACUGUGCAUAUUUAUAAAUAUAUUUCAUGUUAUUUCAAUUCUAAUGGAGUUUAUCUGUAAGUAUACCGUAUUUUAUUAAUUUUUACCAUAUUCUCCGGCUAACCCGGAUUUUCGAUAACUCGGAUCGGCCGCGGUCCCGAUUAAUCCGAGUUAUCGAGGUUCCACUGUACUUUUGAAAAAAUUAACAAAAUAACGUUCUAUGAACUUUGAUCCGGUUGUUAGAACCGGAGUUAUAACAAAAUUCGUGAAAAACAACUGCAAAAUAGGCAUUCGAUGGGGCUUUUCCAAGUAUAACUUAGCUUUCAUACACGCGAUUAACUUUUCAAAGCCUCAUUUUAAAGGUAAUUGUUUCAGCUUUAACAACACUUUGCAAAAUUACUUUAUCUUUAUUAAUAAAAAAGUUUAAACAAUCAAACAUUUCACUAAAAAAUUGCGAAUUAAUAUGUUUAUAAUAUUGUGACUGGCUGAGUGGAGACAGCCCAUGCCAAAAAAAGAAAAAAAAUAUGUUUACAAGAGAUUUAAACAAAAUUAAACUAUAAACUUUGAAAAUCUGGCCAGUGGAAAUUAUAGAAUAACUCAAAACAUUUUAAGCUUUGGUAUAUGUUUCUAUGUUCAUUUUUGACCAAGAUUGGCGAGGAACUGCAAAGUGGGCGACGCCUGGUGGCAAAUUUGAAAAGCAUCAACUCGAGGAAAACAUUGACUUGGUCGUUAAUUUGUGUACAUAUUUGCGGUCAGUUUAUUUUGUAAUUAACAGUGAAUUCGACUUAAAAACACUAUUGCAGUGUUCCUCAGUAUUCAUUCCUAUUAUACUUUACGUAAUGACGUAAACUAACUAAUGCCAAAUCACACAUUUUGUUAAUUUAAAGUUUGUAUUAAACGUAAUAUUUUUUAAUGUUUAAGCGACUGUAAAAUUAAAUAAAUAAAUAAAAUGCAGUAUAUAUUCUGUACAUAGAAUGUACAUUGUUAUACAAAAUAUUCCGGCCACCUCAUAAUUUCCAAAACACAAUUUUUAUAAAAUAAAUUCACCUAGUACUUAUUUUUAAUAUUCUUCUUAUAUUUUUAAUAUAAUUCACCUAGUACUGUUAGUGUAAAAUAAAUUGUAGUGGCCUAUAAAUUAAAUUAAAAACAAAAUUAGAAAUUUUAAGAUAGAUUAAUAAUUAAUUUUUAAAACGCUGUGUGAUUAUCGGGGGGGGGGGGGCAGAUUUUAACAAAUCGGUAGUUAGCAUCAAAUUUUAACGAAUGCAUACAGAUGAAACAUAAUUUUGAGUUGUCUUUAAUUGUCUUAUUGGCAAAACACUCGUCUAAAUUAUUUUAAUUUAACGUUUUAGAACAAAAUGAAUUGUUUUCCUUGAGUUAUCGUCCAUCUUUGAAAUUUUGAGCGCCCUCUGUCAGAAUUUAAUUUUGCGAAUAGGGAACUUUUAAUAACGCGCUCUAAGGCGCACGGUCAGCUCAGCGAAUGCGGGCGCGCUUAAAUCAAUUUUUAACAUAAUUUAUUUUAAAAAAUAAUUAAGUUUGCUCACUUGUAAAUGCAGGUUGUUAAUGUUAAUUUUAUCAUUAUUUUUUAUUGUUGUAACUACAUUAACACAAAACAAUAUCUUAUUUAUAUGACGUGAAAAAGUUUUGAAUGUUUCCCCUUUUUGGUCGCAAAAGUACAUGUGCUAAUGUAUACAGUGCUUUAAAUAAAAGAAAGUCUACAGCCGUAUUCACCACCGUCUAAGUACCUACUUCUUAUUUGAGUACCGUGGCCAAAUUUUAGGAGUGGGUAACUUCCAUGACAAUUUGCCGAAAACAUUCUCGAUAUUGCGCGGCAUGUAAUAAUUGAUCUGCUGAUAAGCCAGUCCAUUGACGAAGGUUUCAGAGCCAAUAAUAUUUCUUCCUACCAAUUCCACUUUUUCCCUAGACCUUUCCGUUGAGUAUUAACUGCAAUAUUCGGUAUCUGCUACAUCUCAUUAUACGUCAAGUCACUUUCGCCUUGACCUACUCUGUUUAAGACUUCUCUGUUUGAAAUGCGUUGAACCCAUAAUAUUUUGAGUAUUCUGCGAUACGACCACAUUUCAAAGGCUUCUAAUUUGUUAAUCGUGUUAACCUUCAUGAUCCAGGUUUCACAUCCAUAUAGUAAUACAGAAUACACAUAACAUUUCACUUGCACUGAAUUUUCCAGUCUUAAACAUUCAUUGUUCUAAUAUCUUCUACAUCAUCCAGCCAUCUUGUUCUAGGCAUUCGUCUUCACCUGGACCAUAUUGGUGUCCGUGUCCAGUUAGUUAUUCUUCUCAAUAUAUCUGAGUGUGGCGUCUCUAUAUAUGUCCUAUCCAUUCAAGCGAAGAGAUUUUAUGUAUCUGAUUAUAUUUUCUCCCUUCAUUCUAUGUUGUUACAUUGUUGCCCAGUAUCGUGCUCAUUAUUUUUCCUUUUAAAUUUUAGAAGGCUAUCUUCCUUUCUUGUUAAUCGUCGUUGUUUCCAUCCCAUAUGUAAGAAGUCUAAGCUCUUGUAUAGGGUCAUCUUUGUUCUCUUAUUUAGAGUCUUGCUUUUCAGCAGAUUUCCAUUCAUUUCAUAAGUUUUUUUGCCUUUCAUAAUUCUUUCCUCUGUUCUCUCUUUUCCGGUAAACAACAUAGAUCCGGUGAAAACCUGUUCGUUCAAAAGAGCUGUUAAGAGUUAUAGGAAGCGUUGGUAAAUACGGUUGUAAAUAAUUUAUUUAAAAAAUAUCUCUGAAAGAAGAUUAUUAAUAACGUUGUUAAUAUAGUACCGUACAGGAAAACUUAGGACUAUUAUCAGUUGAUACUUUUGGUUUAUGCGUGCAGUAUACAUUCACACAUAUCUUCCAUGAAAGUAUUUGGAUAUUGUGAUUUUUGGAAUCAAAUAUAAUGCUUUAAACACAGGACUGUUCUUUUUAGGUUACUCAGGUUACUUUUCGCUGAUUUACUGGUUAAAUUAGAAACAACACUGUGGACUGUAUAGGGCUUGUCAUCGAUUGUCAUUUGUUUCAAGCUCCUGUCAUGUGUCAUCUAAAUUAAUAUAUCUACGUCAUACGUUAUUGGUAGGACCAAUGAUACAAACCAAAGACGUAUGACGUAGAUAUAUUAAUAUUAGACGACACAUGACAGAAGCUCGAAACAAAUCACUGUGAAUGAAAAGCCCUAUUACUUGUACUUGAAUAUAAUUUAUAAUAGACUAGUUAUUUAGAUGGGAAAUAAACCAUCUAAAUAGUUAAUCAUAAAAAUGCCACAAGGAAAUAGCUUCAGAACAACAUGCACGACUAGGUCAUAUGCAUCCACGGUGAGUAACUUGUGAAUAGUUGUGAAUGCUGUCCAUAGAUAAAUUAACCUGUAGAUUAGGCUAGCUAUGGGCCGCUCUGUGCAUCGAGGUGUAACGCGGAUAUCAAGGACGCAAUUGGUCAAUAUUCAUUUUGAGUGGUCUAGCCAUCUCUGUCACUCAUAUGAGCGGUAUCGCUUAGUAAAAAGAGAGAUAUGCUUUUUCUCAUGAGGAUCUUUCAGUCCGUCACGUUUUUCGAUUUCUUUCUAACGCAUUAAAUUGCAUGUCACAUAAAAAACGCACGUCGGUGAUUACAUUUCGUCGGUGACAUUUAUAACAUUUAUUCUAGUUGUCAAUAGAUGGCGCUAUAAUCGAAAAAAAAAUAUUUACGGAUUAUAUAAUAUAUCUACGAAUAUAAUCUGUUCAAUUUAUAAGACUAUACAAAUCAAAGAAAAUACCAUUUUAUAAAUGCAAUAAACACAAUUGAUUUGAUUUUAUGCCAAAUUGCAAAUAAAAUGUGACAACUGUCAGAUUUAACUAAAAUAUGUCACUAAAAUGUAUAUUAUCACGGACUUACCUUUUUUUCUAUCAUUUGUGACGCACUGAAAAAUGCUCAUGAAGAUUACGUUUUUUUGCUCAGUAUGCCUUGUCUAGGGUUAACAUGUCUCUGAUGCUGUCUCUCGUUUCUGUGAAUACGAAAACCUAGACAUGCACAGGGUUGCCAGCUUACCAAAUAAUAAAAGUCUGAACAUAAGCCACAUCUGUCAAAUAUUUCACAGUCUAUCGCCAACUAUUUCAGUAUCUACAGAGGUAUCAACUUUUAAUAUCGUUCUCCGGCUUGAUUAUAAUCAGCUUCAGUGGAAACGAAUUAUAUUUCAACACGUAAAACGUUUUAUAUAUAUUUACUUUGUUAAUAUAAUCGUUUGUUGUAAAUAUCCAUUAAUUAAAUUAUAUAUGUACAUGUUAUGUUAUUGCAUCCUAGGGCUUGUGUGAUCUCGAUUAUCUGUCAAAAUUUCAUAUCUUUUUUGAUAAUUUUAUAGUGACUCAUUGUUAGAGAUUUGUGCCAAUUAUCGUGUUAAGUUGAUAUCAAAUUUUUGAAUAUUUUGUACUUACUUUAGUAUUUGUAAUAAAGAUACUAUGUUAA
Diabrotica virgifera virgifera (western corn rootworm) is the source of this 9448-nucleotide messenger RNA. Its product is annotated as transmembrane protein 185B. NCBI's taxonomy places the organism in Eukaryota, Metazoa, Arthropoda, Insecta, Coleoptera, Chrysomelidae. Bases 66 to 1082 code for a protein of 338 amino acids. The transcript has 7 exons. The record is from RefSeq and is a predicted model, not a curated record.